AUGGAUUACAAGGGUAGUAGCUUGCUCCUCUCCUGCAAUCUGUCUGCCUCAGCCUUCACGGGAGAGCGGGUGUUGGGGGAGGAGAAGGGAGUUUGGAUGGCGGCCAACAGAGCGGUGAGGGCGAAGGGAAGGCCCAUGACACGAGCAACAGCAGCAGCAGCGGGACGCCGCAACGAUCAAGCAUGUUCGGCGGGCGACCCGCGACGGUGGGAUGAUGCUGGCGUGAUGAUUUAUGGCAAGCGGCGUGCCUCUAUCUGGUUGGAGAUGAAGGGAGAGAAGGAUGGGCAAGACCCGAGGAAAAGGGUGAAUACGAAGGGGGAGUGGAAUAUGUGCGAGAGCGACGAGCAGCAGUCCAUCUCGUACAAAGGCUCCAAAGUGGAAAGCAAAUUCGGAUUUCCGCGGCACACAAGACAAGGGCAGCUAAUUGAUUAA
Molecule: messenger RNA, 432 nt
Organism: Pseudovirgaria hyperparasitica
Lineage: Eukaryota; Fungi; Ascomycota; Dothideomycetes; Acrospermales; Acrospermaceae
Exons: 2
Coding region: 1-432 (143 amino acids)
Source: RefSeq, a predicted model, not a curated record